Messenger RNA from Mercenaria mercenaria, 1647 nucleotides. RefSeq lists its product as uncharacterized. NCBI's taxonomy places the organism in Eukaryota, Metazoa, Mollusca, Bivalvia, Venerida, Veneridae. The record is from RefSeq and is a predicted model, not a curated record. The transcript has 2 exons. The coding region runs from base 343 to 1488 and encodes 381 amino acids.
AAUACGGGCCAUAUAUAGAACCCAGUCAGUGAUUUUUUUUUUGCGCGAUUUGACUCCGAAAUUCGGCGUCUUCCCAAUUGACAAAAAUAGUCAAUAUUCCCAAAAAAUGCUUAAAAAUUCCCAAAAAAACGAGAUGAUUAUUCCCAGUUAGAUUGAUUUCUUAUGAAAGUUGAACUAAAACGAUGCAAAUAAUCAUAAAAAUUCCGACUCUAAUUAUGGUUUAUUCGCAGAAUUUUGUUGCCGAUUCGAAGCGCGUUGUUUACAUAAAACGGGUCACGGCAUAGUACGGCAUUUAGUAUGACUUUCAUCACGGUCGCUAAACGCUUUUUUUCAUGAGUCAAAAUGAGUCGGAAAAAAUUGUUAGUAAAUAAAAUAACCAUGUCGCAUAAUUCCAAAUAUUAUACCAAGAAAAUAAAACUGAAACACGCCGUCGGUACUCCAGACAUUCGAUCAUCUUUUGGUAAAGUUAAUUUAAAUAAAGAGAAUUCUAAUCAAACGUCAGAACUGUCCAACAAAUCUGAGUCCCCACAAAAUGACCAUCAGAAAUCAACAGAAGCAGACCCUAAGCUAUCUGAGCCAUCAGAUCCUGUGACAUCUGAAAAUGUCCUGUCUGUUCAACCUCAGUGCUCUGAGCUGGAUGUACCUGUUCCAUCAUUUCAAGUUUCAUCCUCAUCAAACACUACAUGUAUGAUAGGCCCGGUUCCUCCUCCUGUGUCUAAAACUAAGCUCAGGUUGAAGAAAAAGAAAGGCCCAGUGGUCCCAUACCAACGCAGAUUCUACAACCUGAAAUAUGAGCAUUUGUACAAGUCAUGGUUGUAUUACUCGGGAGUACAAAAUGGGUACCUUUGUAAAACAUGUGAACUUUUUGACAAUCAUACUGAGAACAAAGCAUUUGUAACCAGGGGCGUCAAGUUAGGGACUCAUCCAACCAGGCAGUUAGAGCUCCAUCAGGACAGUUUACAGCAUAAAAAUGCCAACGAGCGGCUGGUUCUAGCAAGGUCAAAUGUAAAUGUGUAUCGUCAGCUUCUUCUGAAGGAAAAUGAUACCAGGAUGAAGAAUCGAGAAGCUUUGAAGAAAAUAUUCCUGUGCAUUGACUUUCUGAUCCAAAGAAAACUUGCUUACACAGAAAAUACGAAAGCCCUUGUAGAGUUUGUUGCUAAUCUAGGUGUCAGGGGCUUACAAGAACAUUUGAACAGUAAAAUUAGUUCUAAAUAUUUGUCAACAACUUGUAUUAACGAAAUGCUUUUGUGUACGUCCGAUCUGUUUGAACGUGAUCUACUAGAAGACCUACGGCGAAAAGAGUUUUCUCUUCUGGCUGACGAAUCAUCUAUGGCACAUAGAAGUCAGAUGAGUGUAAUGGCUCGAUUUGAAAGACACUCAGUUGUUUCAACCUAUUUCCUCGGCUUCAUUGAACUUACCAAGGGAACGGCAGAGCAUAUUGCCUCAGCUCUUGAAGGGAUCCUUGUGGCUAAAGGAGUUGACAUUUAAAAUAUGAGGUUCAGUGGUUUUGAUGGAUGUAAUACUAUGAGUGGUAUUCAAACAGGUGUUCAGAGAAGAAUGUCUCAUGUCAGCCCGUUUUCCACUUAUGUAAACUGCCGAAACCAUAGGCUGGCAUUAUGUUUGACCCAUCUCAUCAAGCGAUUCCCA